AUGCCAUUCUAUUUGCAUAACUCAGCGGUGAGGCAGUUGCAGUCGAAACUUCGCAAUAAACGAGAGAGUUUGGCUGAGUGGAAGGAGCGAUUUAAGAGACAGGACACUUUUCACGGUUCGUACGUGUCGCUGCGCGAAGGCACCGCAGAGGGGCGUGCGGCCACGACGACGCGUCGCGCCACGACGCUGAUCGCUGUGGAUACGCGCUGUUUGAGCGAGUCGCUGAUGACCGACGACUAUUUUUCGAAUAUGAAUCCGAGGGCGANGAAUAUGAAUCCGAGGGCGAUGAAGCGAAUCGUGAACGCGUUGACUUUGACUGGAAGGCGGGAUGUAGUGGAAGGUCCGCCCACAAACGCGCAUGCGUUUAGUGUAGCAAAUGCGUGCGUGGUGCAGCUUUGGGUGAAUGGAUUCCAUUCAGCUACUUGA
Molecule: messenger RNA, 426 nt
Organism: Anisakis simplex (herring worm)
Lineage: Eukaryota; Metazoa; Nematoda; Chromadorea; Rhabditida; Anisakidae
Source: the annotation of a GenBank genome assembly